This is a messenger RNA of Dromaius novaehollandiae (emu), 11185 nucleotides long. RefSeq names its product Rho GTPase activating protein 32 (gene ARHGAP32). The coding region runs from base 181 to 6588 and encodes 2135 amino acids. Gene Ontology annotation, cellular component: actin cytoskeleton; Golgi apparatus; cell cortex. The record is from RefSeq and is a predicted model, not a curated record. Lineage: Eukaryota; Metazoa; Chordata; Aves; Casuariiformes; Dromaiidae. The transcript is spliced from 26 exons. Gene Ontology annotation, molecular function: protein binding; GTPase activator activity; phosphatidylinositol phosphate binding. Gene Ontology annotation, biological process: small GTPase-mediated signal transduction.
UCCCCUCUGGCAGCCUCUAGCCAGCUGCUCCUGCAGAGUGAGAGUGUGUGUGUGAGUGUGUGUGCGCGCGUGCGUGUGCACGCAACAUGGAGGGAGGGACUGGAGCUGCUGCUGCUGCUUUUACCAAUAUCUAUACGGCAGCUUUCACUGCAGGAACGAUAGGAACUGGAAGCAAUCUUGAUGAAUCUGAAAGUGCCAGUUCUGUGCCUGUGGCAGACAGGUUGUCAGCGUGGAGUUAAAAGUGUGUUGUCCUUGGUCACACUUUAUGAAGAGGAGGCUGUUAUGAAUGAAGGAAGGCAGCCAGGACUCCUGGGUUUUGUUCCAGGCCUCCCUGACUCAGCUAGUGAAAUGAUGAAGUCCUCUGUACAUACAGAAGAAGAUGACUUUGUGCCAGAGCUUCAGAGGAGCAUCCAUCCCCGAGAGAGGCCAGACUGGGAGGAGACUCUCAGCGCUAUGGCAAGAGGUGCAGAUAUCCCUGACAUUCCAGGGGAGUUGCCACUUCGGACCUGUGGCAGCACAGCAAGUAUGAAAGUGAAGAAUGUGAAAAAAUACAUCAACCCGGGACUGAUGGGCUGUGAUGCCUUUCACAGGUUAUCCUUUACAAAGGGUCAUUUCCCGAAGAUGGCUGAGUGUGCACAUUUCCAUUAUGAGAAUGUGGACUUUGGCAACAUACAGCUUUCGCUCCCAGAGGAACAGAAUGAAGUAACAAGAAACGGCUGUGAAUCCAAGGAACUGGUCUACCUUGUGCAGAUCUCUUGUCAGGGGAGGAGCUGGAUUGUGAAGCGGAGUUAUGAAGAUUUCAGAGUACUUGAUAAACAUCUUCACCUAUGUAUUUAUGACCGACGUUUCUCCCAGCUGUCAGAGCUACCCCGCUCCGAUGCCCUGAAGGACAGUCCGGAGCUUGUCACCCAGAUGCUGAUGGCUUACCUGUCCCGUCUCUCCGCCAUUGCAGGCAACAAGAUAAACUGUGGGCCAGCCCUCACAUGGAUGGAGAUUGAUAACAAGGGGAAUCACCUGCUAGUCCAUGAGGAAUCAUCCAUUAAUGUUCCUGCUAUCGCUGCUGCCCAUGUUAUUAAGAGAUAUAUUGCUCAGGCAGCAGAUGAGCUGUCCUUUGAGGUGGGAGACAUUGUGUCUGUUAUUGAUAUGCCUCCAAAGGAGCUGACCACGUGGUGGAGAGGCAAACAUGGAUUUCAGGUUGGAUUUUUUCCUAGUGAGUGUGUUGAACUAAUAAAUGACAAAGUUCCUCAGUCGAUGACCAAUUCUGUGCCAAAACCAGUCUCCCCUGCCCAUGGAGCCCGUCCAGCAUCCUGGAGCUACUUCCCCCCUUAUUUGGAGAUGGAUAGUGUAAAGCCAGGCUCUGCAUAUGUUACAGAGGCUCUGAACCAGUCCCAGCUGAGCUCAGUGUCAAAAAAACACGGCAAGCUCAUCACCUUCCUUCGUACAUUCAUGAAGUCGCGCCCAACAAAACAGAAGCUGAAGCAGCGGGGGAUCCUGAAGGAAAGGGUGUUCGGGUGUGAUCUGGGAGAGCAUCUUCUCAACUCCGGCCAUGACGUCCCCCAGGUUCUCAAGAGCUGCACCGAGUUCAUCGAGAAACAUGGCAUUGUGGAUGGAAUAUAUCGUCUGUCUGGGAUCGCAUCCAACAUCCAGAAACUACGGCACGAGUUUGAUUCUGAGCAGAUCCCUGACUUAACCAAGGAUAUUUACAUCCAAGAUAUCCACUGCGUGGGCUCCCUCUGCAAGCUGUACUUCCGGGAACUGCCAAACCCGCUGCUUACGUAUCAGCUCUACGAAAAGUUCUCAGAUGCUGUUUCUGCUGCUACAGAUGAAGAGCGUUUGGUUAAAAUUCAUGAUGUCAUUCAACAGCUACCCCCUCCUCACUACAGGACACUGGAGUUCCUAAUGAGACACUUAGCUCGUCUAGCUGAUUACUGCUCAAUCACAAAUAUGCACACCAAGAACUUAGCAAUUGUCUGGGCUCCAAACCUCCUAAGAUCAAAGCAGAUAGAGUCUGCCUGCUUCAGCGGAACAGCUGCCUUCAUGGAGGUGAGAAUCCAGUCGGUAGUUGUGGAAUUCAUCUUGAAUCACGUAGACGUCCUCUUCAGUUCCAAACUCAGCUCGGUCAUACGAGAUGGAGCAGGGCACAGUUCUUUAUCACGGCCCAAGUCUCUGUUGGUAUCGUCUCCUUCCACAAAGCUGCUCACGCUGGAGGAGGCACAGGCACGGACACAAGCCCAGAUCAACUCUCCCAUCGUGGCAGACAGUAAAUACAUUGAAGUGGGAGAAGGCCCUGCAGCUUUACAGGGGAAAUUCCACACAGUCAUAGACUUUCCCUCUGAAAGAAAAAGACCACCCAAUAAGAUGAAGAAGUCGCCGGUUGGCAGUUGGCGUUCCUUCUUCAACCUAGGAAAAUCAUCAUCCGUGUCCAAACGCAAACUGCAGCGCAACCCUAGCGAACCCUCAGAAAUGAAAGCCAUAGCCCUGGCAGGUGGAAGAGGAGACAGCGGGACUCUUCGCUCAGCUAAAAGCGAAGAAUCACUUACCUCUCUGCAUGCUGUUGAUGGCGAAUCUAAACUGUUUCGACCCCGAAGACCUAGAUCUAGCAGCGAUGCAUUGUCCGCCUCCUUUAACGGAGAGCUUUUAGGAAACAUGAAUCGCUGCAAUUCUUACGACAACCUUCCCCACGACAAUGACAGCGAUGGGGAUGAAGGGCUAAUCCACGUUCCUGCCCUUAUUUCUCCUCGAUCUGCUGAAGACGUUGACCUGAGCCCACCGGAUAUUGGAGUCGCUAGCUUGGAUUUUGACCCCAUGUCUUUUCAGUGCAGCCCACCCCAAGCGGAGUCCGAGUGCCUGGAUAGCAGUACCUCCCUGAUGGAGUCAGUUGGCAUCAGUAAGGAGAAGCCAAGCCUAAUUAAGAAGGAUUUAGAAUCAGGCAGCCAGUCUCAGACACCAGGCAGUGCCACGAGCUCUGAGCCAGUGUCCCCAUUCCAAGAGAAGAUGAGUCCCUUCUUCACUCUGGACCUGAGCCCCACCGAAGAGAAGGCCUCCAAAUCCCAUGCUUUCUCACCUAAGAUGGGGCGAAAGCCCAUCAAAUCUCCACCACUGACUGCAUCGGAACCCAUCUCCUUUGCGCUGCCCAGCCGCAUAUCAGAAGCUCUUGGAGGAGUGCCCAUCACGUCCAGAAACUCCUCUGCUUCCAGCUGGAGCAAAGGGAUUGGCAUCAGUGAGAUCACAAACAGGUCCCCAACCCAGAUGUCCUUGCCCCUGAAAAGCAGUGAAACGGGAGCAGGGGAAGGAGCCCACCAAGAGCUACAGCAUGCCCCGCUAGUGGCUGCUGGCAAACCAGAGUUGCCAGAAGAAGGGGAGAGACCAAUGUCAAGCAGUCAGAAUAAGACUGUACCCACUGGACACACACAGCCAGGAGCAGUUGCCCUCGACUCCCCCCAGGAUCCUGUUCCCGUCAGUUCUGUGUCUCUUAUCCCUCCUCCUCCUCCGAAAAACGCAGCGCGCAUGCUAGCCCUAGCGUUAGCCGAGUCCGCGCAGCAAGCAUCCGCUCAGUCUCAGAAAAGGCCAGGAGAUGCUCAUUCUGAAAGCACAAAUUACGGAGAGACUGAAGCUGGCACAGCUCUAGAAAAGCUCCAUCUCAGUGCUGGUGCGCCAGACAAGCUCCACCUGUACACUGGUCUGCCUGAGAACCGACUUCACUUCCAGACUGGUGCACCAGUAGAGCAGGAUUUUCAAGGCAGCAGCACGCCUGGGGAGCAGAACCACCUGCCAGGUGCACCUGGACACCGGGACCCCCCACCUCUCCACCCUGGCAUGCCCGGGGACUUGCCUGCUAGCAGAGACGCAGAGCAGGAGCAAUCCAACUUCCAUCCUGCUAAAGUGGGGGACAGAGAUCAGUUCCCCCCCCACGCUGGGGACUGGGACCACACACACCACCACGCAGGCGCGCUGCCUGACUGGGAACCUCCCACAGCAGACUUGUCCAUAGAUAAGCCCCACCUUCGCACGUGCAUGUCUGUGGACAAGCACCACGUUCCCGUCUGCACAGCUGAGGACAAACUUCAGUCUCCUCCUGUUGUAACUGCCGGGGAGAAAACCGCCCUGGCUUCAAUGCUGUACUUAACAACCAUCCAGACAACAGUGACCGAGCCUAACCGUGGGGCAGCGGGUCCGCACCCGGCUGGCCCACCCACCGCUCAGGCAGAUGUCGUCGCUACAGCUGCUCCACGCACACUCGCCACCAGCCAGCCGGCACCGUUGCAGAGGCAAGACCACCAGUCAGCAACGGGACAAGUGCCAGCCGCCUCUGCAAAGGCAUCGAGUAGUUCCAGUCAGGUACGGGGUGCAACAGCACCUGAAAAGCCACCUGAGCCUGCUCCUGUUUUUGUCUCAGAAAGCAAUUCUGCCAUCUGCAGCUCCUCAUCCAUGCCCACGGGCCACCAGAGCCAUUUGGAAAAGCCUCGGGAGGCUACGAGGGCUCCCCCACUGCACCUGCGGUCCGAGUCAGUCCCCACUCACUCCUCCUACAGCUUUGCACCGCCCGUCCCGCCUGUGAGAACGCUGGAGAGCAAGAUUGCUGCUGCCAUGCACUCGAACAACACGGACACCAUCAACAACUCCAAUUACCACGCCUUCCUGGCUUCCUCCAUGCUGGCCUCCUCAGUGGAGGAAGCUUUGCUGCCGCCGCCACCUCCCCCGCCCAAGCACGCUUCCCUGCAGUCCGUGUACAUGCCGCAUCCCAAGCCAGAGAGCAUUCCCGAGUCCUCCGGGCCAGACAACUACCUGCACCACAAGCCCGCUUCCACCCACCAGUACAGGCCAGAGAGCGUUCCUCCUCACAUCUCCUACCACAGCAAGGCCGACCAGCACCAAGCCUACCCGCCCAGGUCGGAGACGCCCACCUCUAUGGGCGCUCGCUACAACACCUACACGAGCCAGGCGAAGAGCACCUCAGCGCUCCACUCCAAGCCGCGCAGCCGGACAGAGUUUGUGUCCUCCGUGAGCCCGACGGGCCUGCGUAACGCUGGCUACGCGGAGGACGCUCCGCCCUACCCCACCAUCCGAAGGGUUCAGUCGCUGCACGUGCCCACCCCCGCUGCCUCCGCCAUCCGCUCCGUUCCCAUUUCCCGGACUGAGGUGCCGCCGGACGACGAGCCGCUGUACUGCCCGCGGCCCCUCUAUCAGUACAAGCCAUACCAGCCCCACUCCGACUACCACGUAACUCAGCUGCAGCCUUACUUCGAGAACGGGCGGGUACAUUACCGCUACAGUCCUUACUCCAGCUCUUCCGGUUCCUCUUACUACACCACUGCUGAUGGGAGCUUUUACGACCUGGACCCCUACAGCACCGUGCGGGCCAGGCCAUUCCACCCCCUGCCCAGCCGAGACUUCGCAUCCUACGCCUCGCGGCUUCAGAGCAAAGGUCCGUACCGCUAUCCUGGCUUGUCCGCCUACCCUCGGGGCGGCCUCAUCAGCCACCUGACAGGUAAAGAGCACAGCUUUAUCAGCAGAGACGUGCCUCCUGCCCCAGACGUCAAACACAUGUACAUGUCGUGGGACCUGGAGGACAUGGAGAAGUACCGCAUGCAGUCUAUUCGCCGGGAGAGCCGCACGCGCCAGAAGGUGAAAGGGCCCGUGAUGUCCCAGUACGAUAACGUGGCCCCUCUGCUGCAGGAGGAACUGGGAGGGCUGGACGUCAUUCACUUGCGCAGCAAGUCAGAUCCUGGGAAGACUGGCCUCCUCACCGUGGCAGAGGGGAAAGAGGGGCGGUACCCGGCGAAAGCAGCUACGCCGGAGGGGGACGAACGUUACUACAUGCAGCACGCUGAGCCAGAGCUGGAGCGAGCCCACUAUCACGGGGCCUACGGGAACGGGCAGUCGGAGAAGCCGUCCCUUCCCCAGAAGCAGAGCAGCGUCCGCAACAGGAAGCUGCACGAGCCGGGCUGCAACCCGAACGAACACAGGACACACUUGCAGCAGGAAGCAAGCCAUAGGCAGCCUUCCGAAUCCAAAAACGGGCCCCCUUAUCCCGACUACAGGCCUAAAGGUGGUCCGGAGCCCUCUGAGCCCAUCGGUUACCAGCACUCGGGUGGGAAGUACAUCCCGGCAAACCAGGAAACCCUGAGACUGAACCACAAGGAGGUGAGGGUAGCAGAGGACAGGCCAGAUUUGGAAAGGCCUCGAGCCAGGCCGGCCGCUUCCAUGGAGAAGCACUCCAGAGACUGCUACAAAGACGAGGAGCACGCCGCCUCCGCCAUGGCACCGCCGCCCAAGCCCGAACGGAGCCACAGCCUCAGAAUGCAGCACCCCGAAACCAUGGAGAGGGACUCGGCCCUCCUCUACCCAUACCAAACCCUCGGGAAACGCCAAAGCACUAUGACUGUGGUGUCCCAGUACGAUAAUUUGGAGGAUUACCAUACCAUGCCUCAGCACCAAAGAGGGGGCUACGUCGGAGGAGGGGGGUUUGCGCCCCCCGGGUUUUCCCACGUGCACAGUAGAACUUACGCCACGGCCCUGGGCCAGGGGGCCUUCCUCCCCACAGAGCUGUGUCUGCAGAGGCCGGAAACGGAGGUCCACGUUGAGUGAGCGGGUGCGGGGGGGAAGGAGGGAUAGAGUCUAAGCAGCCUCUGCUGGACAGUGGACUGUUUUAUUUUUUCAGUGACGGAAAAAAAGAAAAAAAAAGAAAAAAAAAAAACCACCCUGCCCCGAUGAGCAAAGCAAACCCACCCUCUACCCCACCCCUACCAGCCCACCACUCACUGUUUUUAUGUAGUAGAGAUUUAGCUUUUUCAUGUAGCUUGAGACAACUGGAACGAUAGGGCAGGCUGUUGGCACGCAGAAAGAGUACAAGAUAGACAGUCGCCAGAGAGGCGGGGCAGAGCCGAAAGGGAUGCUGUUGGGGCAGGGGGGAAGGAAAAGGGGCUUUUCCUUCCCCAGACUGGACACGGGCGGUUACCACUGCUUCCUCACAACGCCUCCAUAGUCCUGUGCAUGACGGACUGUGCAUGCAGCUCUUCUCCUUGCAAACCCCACGUGUAGCGAGUUGCCCUUCCCACCACGAGCUUCCAAGGAGGGGUCUCAGUGACCUACCUUGGAGGAACCACUGUUCUGCCCCCCUUUGAGGUUACGCAGCAAGAGAAGGCUAAAAGCUGGGGGGGAAAGACUUGCUAAGUAUUUUCUCCUAGAUAAAUGCUGAGGUCCUGCCUCUCCCUGGAAAAUUCUUGCUUAGGCAUAGUGGAUCCACUUGAACUGCUUUGAAGGGGUUGGAGCCUGUUUUGACUUCACUUGGUGGAACAGGCUGUGAAGCAAGUUUGAAAUACGGCGCACUUUUUAAAUUGCUUGCUUAACAAGCUGCUUCCAACUACAAGAAAUCAAAUUACUUUUAAUUUCUGUAUUGUAAGCGGAGGCCAGCUAUAGAAGCCAAGUAGGGCAGGUCUGCAUUUCUCAUACCCAAAGGGAAAAAAAAAAAAAAAAGAAAAGAAAACAAGAAAAACCAACCACAUUCACACACUUGGGAACAGCACACCCAUUUCAUGCUCAUUCCUCUUUACUGCUAGGCUAUCUACAGUCCAGACAACUUAAUACCACAUUGUGGCUGGCCAGACGGCAUCAUCUCUCUACAAAAAAAAAGAAAAUUCACUACAGCAUUACGUCCAGCUUGUAAAUUGGAGCACAACUUACCAGCUGGGAAUGACUGUGUAAGUGCCGAGUUACCUGCAUGACCAGAUACUUGCCCUAGGCCAGAUCCUGCUGCUCUUAGAUCAGGGAAUGCUCCUAUUGACCUUAAACCGAAGGCUCUACAGGACACGGCUUUCUGUAACCUUCUAGCUCUGCGCUGGCAGGGCAAUCCCUGUGAAGUUACGGCACAUACAGAGUAGUUACAUGCUGUCUGUGCACUGUGAAAUAGUAUUGCCUCCCUUAUUGCAAAUGUAGAUCACACCAGUAUUCAGUUAGCAGUAGGGACAAAAGGCCAGUGCACUUCUUGUAAUACACUACUAAUGUUGUCCUAGGUAUUUAAAAGCUUUCCGUGCUGCAAAAGAAGCCAGGCAGCAUCUCAUCUGCAGCCUCUCAGACUUCCCAGAACUCGCUGCAACCCCCCCUUACAAAGCACAUCCAUCUCACUAGACAGGGCUUGCGAGCAAUACUUGAGAUUUAGGAGUUUUUAAAUGCUCACUGAUAAAUACCAAGGCCAUUCCUGUUCUGUUUGGUUGAAGAACUUCUCUACCUGUGUUGAAUCUCUGAUGUCUUAUUAAUCUGGAGGUCCUGCAGUUAGCACACAGCUGUGAAAGCUAAAGGGAACUUGUAUCGGAUGCUUUUUCGAACGAAAAUUUCAUGGCUAUUUGGGGGCUUCUAAAUCAUAAGGAAAAACUGCUUCUAGUAACUAACCAGGCUUUAGCCAUUUGCUUCUUUUAACCUUGUAGCCUUGUCUGGGGCUGUUUCAGUAACAGUACCUUAUGGUCCUACUUUAUUGUGCAAAGCUAUUGUUUUAAGCAUUUUGUUUAGAAGAGUUUUCUUACGUGUUACGGAAAUAAAUCUGGCAGUCAGAAAAAACAAAGCACUGUGAUCCAGGUUGCCACAGUCCCCUUGUGACUAGUGACCAGGUAGAGGGGUUCGUUUCUUUGUGGGGGAAUGUUUUUGUAAUGUUUUAAGAAAAACAGGAUAUCUAAAGGGGGCCAUUAGGCGAGCCACACUGCGGGCGUCCUGUCUACAUUGCUAGCUAAUUCCUUAGUAAAGGCUGAACGAGCCACAUUCCUUGGUGCGAGCUGGCCAAGGGAGUCCGGUUUAAGUACACGCUCUCAACAGAGGUGUGGUUUUUUUGUCUGUUGUGGGUUUUUUUCUUUUUUAGGACUACCACUAGUCCUCCACCAUUGCAGCACAGUCUCCCCACCGCUGCCCGUUACCUGCUAAGGUCUCCAGUUGAGGCAGGGACAUGCGUUUGGUUCAGGCUAUUUGGGAUUCAGGUAAUGAGAGUUGUAGGUCAAACCUCUCUCUCCAUGAAAGCCUUAACUCCCCACUCCUGCCCCCAGCAACUCUCUUCCUCCUUAACCUCCGUUUUGGCCUUACGUUAACCGGGACUGUUCUCCUACGAGGGGGCUGAACUCGGUUCCCGCUAACUGUAAAUGCCUCUCUGGAUUUUCCUGCUCAAAGCCACUGUCUCCCUCUAGGUAUCAAGUGCCAUCCCUGGACAAUUUCUGUUCCUUACAGUCUUUUGCUACUACUGCCCGAGCCUGGGCUCUUCAGCUCACUGCAUUGUACCAAGUGCCAGGUGCUAAGCACCCCCUCACCGCCGGGUCCCCCCGCUCCCACCUCAAGGAAGACAAACGCUUCCAGCACCUCUCAGAAACAGCUCCCCAAGGUGCACAUCUGUACACCUGGAUGGCUGCUACAAACAGCCUUCCCUAGAGGACAAGGUCUCCAUUAAAAAAGAACAGUAAUACUAAAUAAUCCAGCUUCCUCCCAUCCCUCCGUGCACAGUCACAUCAGCAUGUACUUUGAGGGCUGCAAGCUCUCGGAGCGCCCAGACUAACUUCUGUACGCCCGCGCUGGGCCACAAGUACACAACCACAAGGUUAAGGCAUCAGCUUUUCCUAACAAUAACGGACGCGCACCCUUCUCUUGGCGUUGCCGCUGCCCACAGCUCGGGCACCUAGUACGAUUCAGCCGUCAUCCCCACGUCCACCCCACGAAAGCCAUACAGUGAACUAUGCAGUUCUGCUCUUGCACUGUGGUCAGCCUGAUACUCAUUAGCAAGGCAGUUUUCCCAUCCCCAUCGACUGAUUCAAGCUAAGACAGAAUCACAGCUGAGGAAAAAAAAGGGCCGUGUGCAUCAGAGCAAGGAGGGGAGGUUACACCAGAUGACUAAAUAAGGUGGAUGAUACGGAGGUAAGUCAGGAGUUCAGUUCUUCGCAUCCUAGCAGAGAAACAGGAGAAAGCAGGGGGACAGCAAGGCAAAUAAUAUUCAACUGCAAGUCCAGUUCUGCUCAGGUUAAGUAAUUCAUUGCCUAACCUUAUCCCCAGCAAGAUGACAAGCAGCUAUACUCUUAAAUAAUUAUCUUACAGUUGCCAAAAGCUAUCUGCAUUUUAAAUUGCUGCUUCUUAAGUUUCCAGCUGAAUUUCUCCCUAGUGCACGUAAGAAUUAGGGUCCAAUAAUGUAUUCCAACUCUGGCUUUCCACCUUGGACCACAACACUAUGACCUGUGGGAGACCUUUGUUGGAGAAGGGGGAGUGCAGUUGUUAGGUGAGUAACUAGGACCUAGCCCCUAUAAAGUCUUAAAGCAUUAAUUUACAAUUUUUAAGAGUCUUAUCAGGUGAAAUCUAUAUGCAUAUUUGACAAAACACCCACAACUUUGUGCCUAUGUCUUUCCAGAGAUCCUCAUUUUACAUUCAUCACUUGGAGGGGGUCAGUGAGGAUUGCACAGUGGUAGUAAGUUGCUACACAAAACCAAAACCACCUUGAAAACCUGUUGUUCCUCUUUAACCCCAGAAAGGGACCGAACCUCGCGUGUGCUUUUUGCCAUUCACAAGUACAUUGACAGGGCACUGACUGAAGUGAUGUGUUACGCAUUAGGAAAUCUGGAUGAGAUCGUUUUACUUUCUUUAGUUAAAGGCGGCUUAGGCAUGCAACUCUCUUCCAGAACCUCGGGCUGCAGAAAUGCGAUGUUGAAAGGCAUGGUCUGGUUUAAACCUACGUACGACGCAAUACCUUUGUGUGCGGAGUCUUGCCUUGUCCAGUUUGGUGGGGGGUGGGGGGUGGAGGGUGGGGAGAAAAGGGUUGUUUUGCAGUUCAUUUUCCUGCUGUAGAAGACUUGAUUUUUCUUUCCCUGAGCCGCAUGAGAGAAGCAUCCCAGAAAGUCUUGGGUUACCUUCAGAGUUUCCUUCACUUUAAUUUAUAUAGUGUCUUUUUUUUUGUGAACUGGUGUAAAAUGUAUAUGCCGACAAGCUCAUGUAUUUUUAUGUAAAUAUUUUUGUGGUUUCCCCACUGCCCUUCUCUGUAAAUAUUUAGAAUUCUCAUUCUUCUCACCUUGUAUGAUGCAGAUGUGGUUUUGUUUCCGUUUUUUAUUUGUACUGUAAUGCAACAAUCCAGACUGAGGUGUCUUGUGGUAUUAAACAAAAGCAACAGUCCCACUGAGCCCACACUCAGAUGUACAACUUGACAGCAUUAAUCAAGCCAGGUUAAAAACUA